Folsomia candida is the source of this 2170-nucleotide messenger RNA. RefSeq lists its product as uncharacterized. The record is from RefSeq and is a predicted model, not a curated record. NCBI's taxonomy places the organism in Eukaryota, Metazoa, Arthropoda, Collembola, Entomobryomorpha, Isotomidae. The transcript has 3 exons. Bases 317 to 1591 code for a protein of 424 amino acids.
ACCUGGUUCAUCCCUUCACUUAAUAAAGUUGUCUCUCUCCAUAAAUACCAAUACAUAAGUGCACUUUAAGAAAUGAAACUGGUUUACUAAAUUAGUCAAAUACUUGGAAAAGGGUGAAUCGCACGCUACUAAAUAUCAUUCCGACGCCUUUACGUAUCUAAAUUGGAAUACCUGUGUUACCUGCACAUAGAUUUUUGUCAUAGAUGGCAAUUAAUAGUUUAACUUUUCCUCAUGAAAGAAAGAUCACGACCAUUUUACGGCUCAUUAUUAAACAAACUUGCUUCGAUGUGCCAUUAACUUCGAAACGUCAUUUGUCAUGAAGUUUCAAAAAUCGUGCCUAGUUUUCAUUUUUCUUCACGUCCUAUUUUUCGUAUCAGUGUCCGGCCAAAGAUGCAUCGUCCGAGAGCUCGGAUCGAAAGAUGUUAUUCGAGGCCAAACUCCACCAUCCUGUGCGCUACCAGUUUCUCUCAUAAAUUCCGGCCUCUAUCGCCCCCUCGUACCCCCCACAAACUCCCUCUUUCCACCCUGGUACAACGCCACGUUGUUCCGGAUUGGGCAAAAAUACGCCCAAAAACACUUCCUCAGCGUCCUCAUCACGCAAAUUACGGCGCUUCCCCUAUUCACGAAUCACCCCCUGAUCAAACCCUUUCUUAAAGUUAGCGGCAAAUCCAGAACGAUGGAAAAUGCGAAUCGCCGCUUCUUAUCGACCAUCCUACACGUCAAGCUAUACUACGAACAAGAAGGCGACGCGCUACACCACGUGAUAGAGUCGCUCGUUCGAGUCCAAGGCAUUCAUUUCUCGUUGGCGCGAAAUUACACGUGGGCCGCCCUGCAGAAAAAUAAUGCCGCCGCGAAAGCCAAGGAGACAGACUUUAGUUUCAGGGAAGACAUGUGGGCCGCCGUUUCGGCGGAUCUGGAAGCGUCCAAAAUUCCCGACAAAAAUAGAUUUUGGUCAUUUGCAGACCUAUUACCGCCGAAAGAUGGCGUUGUUCCGAUCCUGAAUCAGUUGUCGUUUAGCAACACGCAAUUCUUUUUGGGCGGAUUGUACAACGUGAUUCCGAAACGGAUCGGAAUUCAUGACGCAAAGGAGGAAGAGUUGGAUGGGUUUAAUCACUUGUGGGCCGUGCUGGGUUUCGCAGUGGGAAUUGAGGAUCACUAUAACAUUGCGUUACAGCCUAGUUUGGACGAAUUGAGGAGAUAUUAUCGGGAAUAUUAUGAUGAGUAUAUGCUCCCUGCGUUAUUUCAUAGGGAUGCGGAUGGGAAAAAUUUUAUGGAGGGGCUGUACACGGGAUUCAUUCGCGCUUCAUUUGGAAAAGAUGGCGACAAAAUGUUCCGCGUCGAACAAAUGAUGCUGCUCGGUUUGGAAAACGUUUUUGACGUGGAUUGUCCCAAUAUAAGGAAGAGACUGGGUCUUCCGAGCCGUUUCUUAAGGUCGCACGUAGCCGAAGUGACAAAUAUGUUUAAAAGUGCGUCGUUUCGAAAAUGCCUGGCGAAAUUUGUGCUACGAACGUAUGUCGAAAAAAGUGGGAGAAAUGAUUUAGGCAUUGACAUCAAUGAUCCAGCUCAGGUAGCGGAGAAGUCAUAUUUCUAGAAAUUUGUUCAAUGAGGCAAUUCACACAUUCCUUUGUAACUUCGUAAAACCCGUAAGUUAUGUGAAAUAAUUUUUGCAAAAUAUAUAGACGCCCUUAAUCUACGUAGGUUUAUAUACAAAAAUUUGUAAGCUAAUUUUCCUUGGAAGCACAGAUUCGUAAAAGUUGGUUAGUUUACGGAUUUUAAAAAGUGAUCAAGGACUUCGUGAAUUGCCUCAAUAUUUAAAUUAAUAUGUACCAAUGCUGAUUAAGUGUUCAAAUGUGUAUAUAUGGAUAUGAUUUAACUACUUUUAUAAUUAGUACACGUCAUGAUACUCAUAAAUUAUAUUUAAUUAAUUGACGUAUUGUGACAAAUUUUUACGAGUAGAAAAUCAUGGCGUGAAAAUUGCUAUGAAAUGACUUUCAAACUUUAACUGCAUACCCAAAUGUUGGGUAAUAAUUUAUAUGUAAAAACCGUGUUCCAUGUCAAAACUGUCUUAUGUACAAGUGUAUAAACAUUUAGUACACAUGAUUAUGUGAAAAAUUGUAUAUUUAUUUAUAGCUUAUUUAUUUCCCAGUAGCGAAUAAAAAAUAAUUACGUA